AUAUUGGACAUACAGAAUCAGGAUCCAUAAUACUUUAUCACCUGGAAUCAAGGAUUUAUUUGAUAUCCUCCUCGGUCUUUACUUCAUAUCAAGUAGCAUUUUUUGAGAAAAGAUUUAACACAUUUACGAUAAGGGAGUCUUUAAAGUUAAUUAAUACACCCUGUACUUCAAAUGCCUAAGAAUAGCAAAGUAGUGAAAAGAGAAUUAGAUGAUGAGGUUAUUGAGUCUGUCAAAGACCUUCUUUCUAAUGAAGACUCAGCUGAAGAUGCUUUUAAAAAGAGCGAACUAAUUGUUGAUGUUCAAGAAGAGAAAGAUACAGAUGCUGAAGACGGAUCUGAAGUUGAAGAUGAAAGACCAGCUUGGAACAAUAAGCUACAAUACAUCCUGGCCCAAGUUGGAUUUUCUGUCGGUUUAGGGAAUGUGUGGAGAUUCCCAUACCUCUGUCAGAAGAAUGGAGGUGGUGCAUAUCUUUUACCAUAUUUAAUACUACUUAUGGUGAUAGGUAUUCCUCUUUUUUUCCUGGAACUUUCGGUGGGUCAGAGAAUUCGGCGAGGCAGCAUUGGUGUGUGGAAUUACAUAAGCCCCAAACUGGGCGGGAUUGGAUUUGCAAGCUGUGUAGUGUGCUACUUCGUGGCUCUCUACUACAACGUCAUCAUUGGGUGGACUUUGUUUUACUUUUCUCAGUCUUUUCAGCAACCUCUACCUUGGGAUCAGUGUCCUCUGGUGAAAAAUGCAUCACACACUUAUGUAGAGCCAGAAUGUGAGAAAAGUUCUGCCACCACCUAUUACUGGUACCGAGAAGCCCUGGAUAUUUCCAACUCCAUUUCGGAAAGUGGGGGCUUAAACUGGAAGAUGACAAUCUGCUUGCUGGCUGCCUGGGUCAUGGUUUGCUUGGCGAUGAUCAAAGGCAUUCAGUCUUCUGGAAAAAUUAUGUAUUUUAGUUCUCUGUUUCCAUAUGUGGUACUUAUAUGCUUCCUCAUCAGAGCGUUGCUUUUGAAUGGUUCAAUUGAUGGCAUUCGCCACAUGUUUACUCCUAAGCUUGAGAUAAUGUUGGAGCCCAAGGUCUGGAGAGAAGCUGCUACUCAGGUGUUCUUUGCCUUAGGUCUGGGAUUUGGCGGUGUGAUUGCCUUUUCAAGCUACAACAAGAGAGAAAACAACUGUCACUUUGAUGCCGUCCUGGUGUCCUUCAUCAACUUUUUCACUUCUGUCCUGGCGACACUGGUGGUGUUUGCAGUUCUAGGGUUCAAAGCGAAUGUCCUAAAUGAGAAAUGCAUUGCAGAGAACUCAGAAAUGAUCAUAAAAUUUUUGCAACUGGGAAACAUUAGUCAGGAUAUUAUUCCCCGACAUAUCAACUUCUCAGCGGUUACUGCUGAAGAUUAUCAUUUAGUUUAUGACAUCAUUCAAAAAGUCAAAGAAGAGGAGUUUCCCGUUCUUCAUCUCAACUCCUGUCUAAUCGAAGAUGAACUAAACAAAGCUGUUCAGGGGACUGGUUUAGCUUUUAUUGCCUUUACAGAAGCCAUGACACAUUUCCCUGCGUCUCCCUUCUGGUCGGUAAUGUUUUUCCUGAUGCUGAUAAAUCUAGGACUUGGCAGCAUGUUCGGGACCAUUGAAGGAAUCAUCACACCUAUUGUGGACACUUUCAAAGUCAGGAAGGAAAUUCUUACUGUUCUCUGUUGUCUUCUUGCAUUUUGCAUCGGCCUGAUAUUUGUGCAACGCUCUGGAAAUUACUUUGUUACCAUGUUUGAUGAUUAUUCUGCUACAUUGCCUCUGCUAAUUGUAGUCAUUUUGGAGAAUAUUGCUGUAAGCUUUGUUUAUGGCAUAGAUAAAUUUGUAGAAGAUCUAAAGGAUAUGCUGGGCUUUGCUCCCAGCAGAUAUUACUACUAUAUGUGGAAAUACAUUUCCCCUCUGAUGCUGUUGUCCUUGCUGAUCGCAAGCAUUGUAAACAUGGGAUUAAGUCCUCCGGGCUAUAAUGCAUGGAUUGAAGAGAAGGCGUCGGAAGAAUUCCUGACCUAUCCAUUGUGGGCAAUGGUUGUCUGUGUCUCCCUGAUGGUGCUUGCAAUACUUCCUGUCCCGGUAAUCUACAUCAUUCGUCGCUGCAACCUCAUAGACGACAGUUCUGGUAACUUAGCGUCUGUGACCUAUAAGAGAGGAAGGGUCCUGAAAGAGCCGGUGAACUUGGAGGGAGAUGACGCAAGUCUCAUUCAUGGAAAGAUAACAAGUGAAAUGUCGUCUCCAAAUUUUGGUAAAAAUAUAUACCGAAAACAGAGUGGAUCACCAACGCUGGAUACUGCUCCCAAUGGACGUUAUGGAAUAGGAUACUUGAUGGCAGACAUGCCAGAUAUGCCGGAUAUGCCAGAGUCAUCUGACUUGUAGCCUGGGGGAAAUCAACAGGCUGUGUCUGGUUCAUUUUAUCAAUGAACAUUGGCUCUACUAAGAGAAGCAUUAGGCUUCACUUACCGGAGGGCAAUCUCAGGUGUUCUAUGGUUGUGCUCUUUAUCCUAACAGUACAUGUCGAUUCGGCUAGAGCAUUCCUUUGGAUUCUUUGGUUUACAUUUGUGCAGAAAGGAUUACAUGCAAAGCUUACAAUGAUUGAGGUCCAUGUUUGUCUGGAUUUUUAAAAAGCACUUUUGGUGUAUUUUCAAGUAUUUCUAUCUCUACAAAAACAGGUAUUACCUCAGUUUCUAAUAAUUUCUGGAUUUGAUAGUAUUGGCUAUUCGAUAAUGAUAUAACCUUAAAAUCUGUAAAUUUGCCUUCAGGGUAACUCACAGUAUUACAAUGAGCAGUGGUAGAAGUUGGUGCCUCUCACACGUUUCCAUGAAUAUAUUGUGUGGAUAGGCUGUACUUAUUUUGGUAGGGAUGAUACCUUCGUAGGCACUUAGCUGAAGAAAACUACAAAAUAUUUUCUUAUGUAAUAGCUGAAUAGAGCAAUAGCAUCAAAGAUAAGAAGGCACUAAUGCGGGGACGAAAGGUUAGAGGGAGAAGUGGUUGAGGAACAUGUGAAUGAUGGCUGUAUAUUUUGUGUAAAAUACAUGUGUGAAAAUGCUAUAAGAGUGAGUCACUCAGCACCCUCAAGAAUGAUGCAGAUUUUGCAUUUUUCUUAUGCCCUGUGCCUAAAAACCUACUUGAUAUUUAUUGUGGUUUUAAGAUUACUCAUAGUAUAUUUAUAUAAUAUACUUGCAAUGUAUAUAGAUGUAUAUCAGUGCUCUAAGUACUGAUUUGAAAACUUGAAGCAAGAUGGCAUUUUAUUUCAUAUAUUUCUGUUUUGCUUCUGUUUUAUGCAAAUAUAAAUCCUUUUUUAAGUGAUUGUUAAAAUUGUAUGGCAUUACAUUUUAAUCUACAAAUAAACAAAAUUUAAAAAUGC
This is a messenger RNA of Chinchilla lanigera (long-tailed chinchilla), 3361 nucleotides long. It is a transcript of the gene Slc6a15, whose product is annotated as solute carrier family 6 (neutral amino acid transporter), member 15. Gene Ontology annotation, molecular function: proline:sodium symporter activity. The transcript has 11 exons. Gene Ontology annotation, biological process: L-leucine transport; sodium ion transmembrane transport. The record is from RefSeq and is a predicted model, not a curated record. Gene Ontology annotation, cellular component: plasma membrane. Bases 172 to 2373 code for a protein of 733 amino acids. NCBI's taxonomy places the organism in Eukaryota, Metazoa, Chordata, Mammalia, Rodentia, Chinchillidae.